Elgaria multicarinata webbii is the source of this 4678-nucleotide messenger RNA. Its product is annotated as retinol dehydrogenase 8-like. Gene Ontology annotation, biological process: estrogen biosynthetic process. Gene Ontology annotation, cellular component: cytoplasm; cytosol. The record is from RefSeq and is a predicted model, not a curated record. Gene Ontology annotation, molecular function: estradiol 17-beta-dehydrogenase [NAD(P)+] activity. The coding region runs from base 104 to 1051 and encodes 315 amino acids. Lineage: Eukaryota; Metazoa; Chordata; Lepidosauria; Squamata; Anguidae. The transcript has 7 exons.
GGCUCCUCUUGGGGAAGGCAGCCAGGACUCGCAUCCCGCUCCUGGUGGGCUGGGGGCUGCUCCGAGAGCGGCGCGGGAGCCCCCGGCCUCUGGAGGCAGCAGUAUGGCUGUUCGGAACGUGCUGGUGACCGGCUGCUCCUCUGGCAUCGGGCUGGCCCUGGCAGUGCGUUUGGCCAGAGAUGAACUGAAGCGAUUUCAAGUUAUUGCCACCAUGAGGAACUUGGAGAAGAGACAAGACCUGGAGAGACAAGCAGGGCCUGUGCUGGAGAAGACCCUGGAAAUCAAGGAGUUGGACGUGACCAGUGAGGAGUCAAUCCGGCGCUGCGUGGGCAGCAUCCCCCAGCGCAGGGUGGACAUUCUCGUGAACAAUGCCGGAAUGGGGAUGAUUGGUCCCAUCGAGAGCCAGAGCGUGGCCUCAAUGCAGCAUCUCUUCAACACCAACUUCUUCGGUUUGGUGCGCCUUAUUCGGGAAGUCUUCCCUGACAUGAAGCGCCGACAACAGGGUCACGUCGUCGUGAUGAGCAGCAUCCUGGGCUUGCAAGGUCUCCUCUUCAAUGAUGUCUACUCUGCCUCCAAAUUUGCUGUGGAAGGUUUCUGCGAGAGCCUGGCCCUGCAGGCCCUGAAAUUUGGGAUCAACAUCAGUUUGAUUGAACCUGGGCCAGUGAUAACAGAGUUUGAGAGGAAACUCUAUGAAGAAGUAGCCAACAUGGAUCUCUCUACAGUGGAUAAAGACACGCUGGAUAUAUUCCAGGGCUUCUACAUGGCCUACUCCAAGGAGGUCUUCACCGCACUGGGGCAGUCUCCAGAUGAGGUGGCUGAGCAUACCAUGAAAGUGAUCACUUCAGAGAAGCCUCCCUUCCGGUACCAGACGAACAGCCUCUACACGCCCAUCACCACCCUCAAGCAUGCCGACCCCAGUGGGAACCUGCCCCUCAACGCCUUCCAUCAGAUGAUCUUCCAACACGAUCGGCUCUUCAAAGCCAGCCUCAGCCUCCUCAAAAUGCUGCAGUGGAGGAAGAGGCGGGACAUGGAUUAUAACAAGUCCCCCUGAGAAGAAGGGGGCAACCCCAGCUUGUAGCCUCUCACUCCCUGGAUAGGACUCACAGCCCUCUUACAGCCUUCCUAGAGAGUUUAGCAUUGAGUCUGGCCCUGACUUCAGUGCUGUAUGUACACCCUGGAGGCAGAGGGUGCCCUACAAGGAAGUAAGGCGAGGCAGCGGCGGAUGCUGAAAGUCUAGCGAGGCUGACUUGGACCAAAUAGAUCUAGUUCAGGGGAUGCAAUCCACUGGGAAGGUGAUUCUCUCUCAUGGUUUCCAUUCAUUUCCAUUUACCUUUGUUCCAAAGAUUUUUUUUUCCAGUGGAUUGUAUGCCAUUUACAUCAAUUAAUAGGAGUGGGGUGCCGUUUAGAUGAUGGUGGUGGUGGCCAUGAUGUUUUUUGGCUCCGGCAUCUGAACAUCUUUGGGCUCAUAAGCCAAUUGGCUCCUGCUGAGAUGCCCUCAAGUUUGCCAGUGAACAGGGGACAAGCAGACCCAGUCUGCUGCUGGAGGGAAGGUCCCCACAUUCUGUGUGGGAUUUGCCUCUGGGUCCUGUCCUGUCCCAACCUUUUAGGCAUCUCGUUAUCAGAUGUGACCCCAAAGGUCAUCUAACCGAAGACAGGCAGCAAGAUUGGGCUUGCGUUUUUGUAAUGGUAAAAUAAAGAGGACCUAGGCCCUCAGGGGUCUCAGUGAAAUGGAAAGUUCCGUGCCCUAUCGGCAUACUCAGAGCAGUUCUAUACAUUAUGCAGAGUAAGGUAGUAUUGUUGAGGCGGUAGCAUUCUGGAUUCUGCCACUUCAUACUUACAUGUAGAAGAGUCACAUUUUUGAAUGCUCCUUUAUGUAAAAAGAAGAAAAAACUCCCUGCACGUAGUGAGCUAGUAUAUCAGUCAGAACAUUUUAGCAUAGUCAUCUCCACUGAUAUCCUAGUUUACUACAUGCAGGGAUUUUUAUAUGUGUGGGAGAAUUUGAAACACAGGAAGCUCACAUAUACCAGGUUAGACUGUGAUCCAUCUAGCGCAGUAAAGUGAAUGUCUGCUCUGAUGGCAUUGCUUUUCCCUUGGGACCUUCUGCAUGCAAUAUCUGUGCUCUACCUCAGAACUAUGGCACCUCCUCUUAAUCCAAAAUAUGAACCUUUUAUCUGUGAGCUAAGCUAGUGGUGACUGUCCAAGAAAGACAUCUUGAGUUUGUGGUGGUUAGCUCAAUGCCAGCCACUGUAAAGAACGCAGAUUCCAUGUUAGGCGUAAUUAGAAAAGGAAUUGAGAACAAAACUGCCAGUAUUGUACUGCCUUUAUACAAAUUUAUGGUCUGACCACCCUUGGAAUACUGCUUACAGUUCUGGUCACCAUACUUUAAAAAAAGAUACUGUAGAGCUGGAAAAAGUGCAGAAAAGAGCAACUAAAAUGAUUAAGGGUCUGGAGUAUCUCCCCUGUGAGGGAAGCUUACAACAGCUGGGAUUGUUGAGCUUGGAAAAAAGGUAAACAAUCUUAGCCAGGGGAGACAUGAUAGAGGUGUACAAAAUUAUGCCUGGUGUGGAGAAUGUGGGCAAGGAGACAUUUUCCUUCUUCUCUCAAAAUUCUAGAACCCGGGGUCAUCCCAUGAAGCUGAUGGGUGGGAGAUUCAGGACAGGUCAAAGGAAGGACUUCUUCACACAGCACAUAGUUAAACUUUGGAAUUCAUUACCAGAAGAUGUUGCGAUGGCCAGCAAUUUGGAUGGCUUUUGGAUGAAUUCCUGGAGUUGGCAGUAGCUAACAAAGGCUACUAGUCCUGAUGGCUAUGUGCCACCUCCAGUAUCAGAGGCAAUAAGCCUAUCUGCACCAGUUGCUGGGGAACAUGGGUGGGAGGGUGCUUUUGCACUCAUGUCCUGCUUGUGGGUUCCUGGUUGACAGCUGGUUGGUGACUGUGGGAACAGAGUGCUGGACUAGAUGGACCCUUGGUCUGAUCCAGCAUCAGGGCUCUUCUUAUGUUAUUAUCCAGAAUUUGGUCACCUUUACUACGGGAUGGAACCUCUUUCAGCCCAAAGGCUGAAAAGUUUCUCCAUUUUGGAGAAACUCUCACAGGACCACAUUCCAGUUGUGGAAGAGGGCAAAGGAGGUGGGCCCAAAAAACCCAGCAUAUUUUAGCUUACAGCUCUGUGUGUCAAGAAAGGUUAUAUACCCCUGGCCUCACUCUGCAUAACGUAUGGAUUGGCUCUGAGAUGUAUUUACUCUGUUCUAAAGCAGCAGUAUAACUGGGAGUCUGGGCACCUACCUGAAUGCACUCCGCUUAUUUCAUUCCUACUGAAGGUGUUUUAGCAAUUUGUGACUGUCCCGGACCAGCAGCUUUGGGAACAAAGAAGCCAUCUCAAGGAUGUGCCUAUUGAAGCAGCUCUUAAGACUGAAAAAAGUGUUCUUCCAGACAGAGGGCUUCCAUGCUACCAAGCAAAAGACGCCGUGCAUCUAUUCUGUCUUUUCCUCAAUGAGGUUUUUUUUUGGGUGGGGGAAAAAAAAAGAUGGAAGAAGUGGUGGGAAAAAUAUGGAUGGGUCACAGGUAGAAAAUGACAUUAUCUGGACCCUGUGAAAUUCUAGGAGUGAGGCAGGGCUAAAUAAAGGGAAGUCGAAUGGCAGUUCUUAAACUUUAUUUUUUUCUGGAAAAGAAAUUGAGUAGAGGGACCAAUAAUGUCAACAAGGGAGGGAAAGAAAUGAAAGGCAGCAUGGAGCAAAAUGCAUGAUGAUGCGAAUAGGAGGGAAGAUGGGAGCAAGGAUGUGCGGGGAAGGAUGAAAAAUAAAUCUGCUUUAUUUUGGAUUUGCAAACAACUUUGGAAAUACAGUGAUAAAACUAAAUAUCGGUGGGAACUGGAGGGGGCCGAUGAAGACUCCAAGGAGCGGCGAAUAACAAGGGAACAAGUAGACAGAUAAACCAAAUAGCCAUUGGAGAAAAUAUCUUUAAGGGCAGGUGUUGAAACGCAUCAAGGUGUGUGGUCUGAGAGGAUUUUCUGCAGUAUUGCAAGGGACUCCAAAGCACACCUCUCAGACUGUGCAAAGCUGCUACUUGGCCCAGCAGUGUGGUUUGAAAGCUAGUGUGGUGCAUGGGAGACUGGUGGGCUUGAAUUAGAGGAGAGCCAGUUCAAAUUUUUGCUCUUUUAUGAAGCACACUGGAUCAUCUUGGGCUGGUCACUGCUGGCCUAACCCAGCUCACAGGCUUAUAAUGAGGAAAAAACAGAGGGGAGAGAGAGAGAUGCUGGCCUUAGUUCCUUAGACCAAGAGUAGGAUAAAAAAAUGUCUUAAUAAAAAUUACCCUAAGUAGGGCUUGUCCCUACCGUUCUUUCGUUUUUGAAUUUCCUUUCCCCCAAACACUUUUCAUUGUGAAUGGAAUAAAGAUUGUGUAAACCCAUUGAGGAGUGGACGAAUUAGGUCAUCAGAAUUACCCUGGAGGAAAAAAGGUAUAUGUGAUUUGGGAAUGGGGGAGGGGGCAGUAUUUGAAUUUCCAGUUUAUGGGCAUUGACUAGUUUUGAUGAGAAGCUGCCUAACAUUCCAAUCCUACAUAUGUUUACUCAGAGGUAAGUCUUAAGUUCAAUGGGACUUCCAGGUAAGUGUGUAUAGGAUUGCAGCUUUAGUUUUGCACAUUUCACCAUUCGGUAGUCUGUUAAAUAAAUACUUAUAUACUGGA